Molecule: messenger RNA, 18361 nt
Organism: Lymnaea stagnalis (great pond snail)
Lineage: Eukaryota; Metazoa; Mollusca; Gastropoda; Lymnaeidae
Source: the annotation of a GenBank genome assembly
CCCAGACGCAGUAACGACGUGGCCACCAAACCGAAGGCCCCAAAAGAUGAUCCCACCAAGAAGCCAAAGCAAGCAAAGGAAGACAGCGCCAAUAAGAAUAAAUCCUCGAAAGAUAUCGCCGCGGCGAAUUCAAAACCCGAUAAGAAAACGAGCGCUUCUAAAGAAAAACUGGCGGACGAGAAAUCUCGCAGGCCGAAAGACACGCUCGCUGUUGAAAGCGCAGCAAAGUCUCAAACUCCGAAAAACAAGCGACGGGCGAAGAGUGCAACCAGGCCCAAGACGCUUGAAGCGAGCUCAAAAGUUUCACAGCCUUCUGGCACAGCCGCGGGGAACCCAAGCCACGAGCGUCGCGCGUCCAUCCCUGUUAUUCGACUAUCGCGCGAGGAUAGCAAGAAACAAUCCGAGGUGUCUGAGGAUAUCUUGGACUCGCCGAAAUUCAAACGGCGGCUGUCAGUUCUUUCACAAGCCAAGCUCGCCUUCGAGAAGGUAGCGAUGGCUGUUACGGAUGCUGAAACCGUGACGGUCAGAGAAGGAGGGUCUUCGUCGGGGGGAAAGGCCGGCAAGGACAGGAAGGUGAGAUCUCAGUCGGCUCCGCGGGAAAUCAACAGCGAGCGUGCCGCAAAGUCAUCGGAAUCCGCGGGGAAGAAAAAGUCCCAUGCAAAAACUUUGAACCGGGAUAGCGAUGCCAGCAAAACUUACAGUGCAGAGGAGGAGACAUCUAUGCAGCAGUCUAAGCAACAGCACAGGAAAACUGACCUGAAACGGAAAGAUGGUCAAAUAGAAGGAGAGCUUUCUAUUGAAGGCGUGUCAACGUCCAGCGCCCCGCCAAAAACGUCAGUCAUUUCAGCGCCGAAACCAUCAUCCAACCCACUGAAGCUGCUUCAUUCUAUAACCCGACCUUCCAGUCUCGCCUCGUCUUCUCCUCGACAAUCGACUCCCUCGCGCCCUCGUAAGAAAUUUUCCAGGGGUCACAUAGAUCAGGAUCCGCUGGAAGUCGAUUACGAGAUCCUUGAUGACAGGGUCACUAGCAUCGAACCGAGACGCUCCAUACCUAGCCUGGAUGCUAGGCGAUCGAUACCUUUCUCGGAAAGCUACGAAACCUCAGCUGAAGAGCCCUUAUUAUCCAAACAUCGAGAAUCAUUGGCGAAGCAGACUUUGCAUAGGGAACCCGAGUACAUUCAGCCUGCGCCCAGACCCCAGACGAUGCCUUAUCUUCAAACGUUUCCAAGGACAAAGCAGCGAGAAGCAGACACGGCAUUACCCUCACACAUAUACACCUCUGCCACUGUAGACCAGGGCAGACCCAGAAAAGUCAACUCCUCUGAUCGCUUGCGCCACUACUCCUCCAAUCAACUUGGCACCCCCGAUUCUGUCUUCUCCCCUCUCUUUACUGUUCCCAGCUCAUCCUCCUUCACCUCGUCUGAUGCAAGAUCGGACGUAUGCCUUGAUCUCCCAGACGCAGCGGACCCACUGGUCAGCGAUCUUCGGCUCCGCGAAGCCGAGCGUGACCUCAAAGUUCAACUCGGCUUCCCCAACGCCCCCUACCGCCGUAUCGUCCACCCAACCGACUCCAGCCUUUUCCUGGCCGUGCUUUCUGCCAUCCUGCUAUUCAUGCUCUCUUUCCUCCUGGUGUGGCCCAUGCUGGUCAUCAUCCUCGUGGUCGUCCCACUCGUCGUUUUUACGAAAAGGCUGUGCAGCUGGCUGUGCUGCUGCGGGGCGUCCCUGUGGGGGCGGUGCUGCCUGUGCAUCUGCCACACCCACCUGACCAGCUCUGAGCUCAUGUGGCUGGGCCGUGGUCAGGGUGCCGGGCAUUCGGUGGCGCAGAGUCUGAUGGUCCUUCAGAAAGGUCUGGACACUGACCGGAUUAGAAACUUGAUCGACUCCAGACUCCUCUCCGUGGAGAACCGCCAUGGUCAGAAGGUCUAUCCAAGAUUCACACAGAAGGUAAGUUGAUCAACGUAGAACAUGGUUGUUUAUUUCACACGUCAUUUUAAAUGAGAUGACAUCUUAUUUUUAAAAUGAGAUGAUAUCCUUUUUUUUUUAAAAAUGAUAUGACAUCUUAUUUUUAAAAUGAGAUGAAAUCUUAUUUUUAAAAUGAGAUGACAUCUUAUUUUUGAAAUGAGAUGACAUCUUAUUUUUUGUUGUGGUUCCUCUCUCUAUCGAGUAACACUAUAGUUUUGAACAUGUGUCAAGCACCCUUAACCCAAUAAUGAAUGCUCAAAUAUAGUUCAUUGCAACGCUGGGGCGAUGUGCCACUGUUCUCCAUCACUUAAAUAAUGGAUUCAAAGACAUCAAACCUCACAACAUAAAUAACAAGGAUGUCCGUCACAUAGAUUUUGGUACAAAUUUUAUUAUCAAUUUUCGGACUGUUAUUGUUAAAAACACGAACGUUUGCAUAGAAUCAAAUAACAACUAAAACUAGCAGUCUGGCAGAAUACUGUAGCACUAAAAAAAGAAAUAAUCAGGCUUUUAUUUAACUUGGAAUUAGGCCUACAUACACAUUGAUUUGCGUCACAUUUUCUACACUUUCUAAAUGGCCGAAAUAUGAUACACCACUUCCACGUGCAUAGAUAUCCGAAAGUUGCUACGCGUCUUCCACGUGCUAUAGAUAUCCGAAAUAUGCUACACCACUUCCACGUGCUAUGCAUAGCCGAAAUAUGCUACACAUCUUCCACACAUUCUAGGUAGCCAAAGUUUGCUACAAAUCUUUCGUGUAAACCAAAAUUCUUAAACCUUAAAAAAAGGUUAUCUAGUUUGAUCUUUGGUUAUAUUGAUUAUAUUUACUUCCACGUGACCUAUAUUAAUCAUGUUUCAGGUCGUGCCGUUCUGCUGUGGCCAAGCCUGGGUCACUGACAAGCAGUUCAUGGUGGCUAAACACGUGUACAACAUGCCCGGAUAUAUCGAGACCUUGGAGGACCUACAGCAGUUCAUUUCCAAGAUGGCGACACAGCCCUUGUCUACCGAUCACCCGCUUUGGGAAAUCCAGGUCAGUAUUAAAUGGCCACGCUGCGAAAUUGAUGAGAUAAGAACAAACAAAAUGAAAAUAAAUACCCACACCAAAUAUCGUAUCGGCUGUUUUAAGGAAACAGCAAAUUAGCACGACACUUGACCAGAUACUCAAAGUCUGACCAACUUGAAGCUGCUGCUCUACGCGUUAAGUCUAAUGAUGGUUAAGUUCUGUCCGAGGUUUGGCUUUGAAAUUUCACCCGAAAGGACAUUUGACGUGCGGUAGCCCACAAGGUAAAGUUAAACAUAGAAAUAAGCAGAAUGCAUCAAUGUUCAAGUACAACAAUGUUCAACUAUCAUAAUGUUCAAGUACAACAAUGUUCAACUAUCAUAAUGUUCAAGUACAACAAUGUUCAACUAUCAUAAUGUUCAAGUACAACAAUGUUCAACUAUCAUAAUGUUCAAGUACAAUAAUGUUCAAGUACAACAAUGUUCAACUAUCAUAAUGUUCAAGUACAACAAUGUUCAAGUACUUACAUUAAAAAUGGCAAGUCAUUAAAAGGCGGGGACGAUGCCAACUGGUGACUAUUUACACAUUUAUGUUAGCUUCAAGGAAUGUCGAUUAAUAUGUCCAAAUAAAAGAUUGAAUUUGAAGAUGAAUGUGAUGGGAUGUUGUUUGAAUAAAUCUCCAAACUUUAAAAAAAACUGAGAUGAGUCAUGUAAACUUUCUUUAUAUUUCAAUGAUUUGAGGAUAUCAAAGUUUCAUUAAUCACUAGAUCCACUCGCUUAGAUCAGUUUGCACCCGAACUUAUUGAACUACUAUGAGAGGCGUAUGAGCAAUUGGAAAUUACAAAUAUGCCAUCUGAAAGGCUGUUAGCAAAGUUUAUAGGCCUAUUCAGUCGGCCCCUACACUAUAAAUAAUAUGAGUAUGGACCUGAAAAAUGAGUGUGAGGAGUAUUGUAGCCCUUCGAUGAUCGUAUGAAACCAUGUUUUAAAACGAUGAUCGUAUGAAACCAUGUUUUAAAACAUGACUGGCAUUUGAAUAUAACACAGCUCGCACGUAUCUCUCUCAUAUACAGGUACAUCUCACCUAGGGUUGCCAGACGUCCGGCAAAAGGAGGACAUGUCCUCCAUCCGGCAGGCAAAGCUGAAAUCUUGUAAAAUGUCCGUCUUUUCUUACAUUUUGUAUUAUAAUUUGUAUGUAUCGUUGUUACAACUAUUACAAUUACAUCGUAUGUCUACGUUGUUACAAUGUGCAAAGUCUAUGCAUUUCUGCGAACGAGUCGAUUUUAGCAAUUCUAACAAUCUAGCUCUGUGCUGUAUUAUCUAUGGUCAAAAUGUUAAUGUUAUUUCCGGUUCCGACAACAAAGACGCACAUUUAAAUUGUUUGUUUUUAUUUGUAAUUUUUGCCGUCUAAGUUUAUGAAAAUGGUUUCUACAAAGAGAAAAUGCAAAUUCUCGAACACAAUGAAAAAUAAGUUUCCUUGCUUCGUUGAAGGACGCAAUGAGAAUGAGGCAAAGUGUACGAUUUGCGCUAGUUACUUGUCCGUUGCCAACAAAGGAGCUACUGACUUGGAGCGCCAUGUGGACAGUGAGAGACAUAGAAACCUAAUCAUGGUGUCCGCGUCAUCGAACACAUUGACGUCUUUUUUCAUCCUGAAUAUUCAAAGAUUUUGCUGAAUGCACAUGCGGCUGAAGCAACGCUGGCAUUUCAUACAGUUUUUCAUCAUCAAUCUUACAACUCGAUGACCUGCACAGCUGGUUUGAUGCACACAUUAUUGGAAGAUUCGGAGAUCGCUAAAAAUAUUGCUGCGAAAAUUUGUCUCCUCCGAGAAAUAUAUCAUGUAAUUAAUACAGGUUAUAAGGCAAUGAUUGUACAAUUGGCUAUUUAAAGGAUAGUUUUUUUUGACAUUUAAAAAAGGCGUCCAUUGAAUUUUUUUUUUAACGUGACUGUUUCUUGGUCGAUUCACUAAGAGUAAGAUACACUAAAUUGGCAGUUAUUACAAUAAAAUUGUGUUGACUGUGAGUUUAAUCCGGGACGACUCAAAUGAAACAUUCAAAAUGUCCUCUGUUGUCCUUUUUUGUGUUUUAUUAUGUCCUCCUUUUGGUGUCCACCUAUCUGGAAAUCCUGAUAUCACCUCAACUAUUUCUCUCAUAUAAUCUACAGGUACAUCUCACCACAACUAUUUCUCUCAUAUAAUCUAACAGGUACAUCUCACCUGAACUAUUUCUUUCAUUUAAUCUACAGAUUUAUCCCACAACUAUUUCUUUCAAAUCUACAGGUACAUCUCACCACAACUAUUUCUUUCAAAUCUACACGUACAUCUCACCUCAACUAUUUCUCUCAUAUAAUCUACAGGUACAUCUCACCUCAACUAUUUCUCUCAUAUAAUCUACAGGUACAUCUCACCUCAACUAUUUCUCUCAUAUCUACAGGUAAAUCUCACCUCAAGUGUCUAUCUCAUAUCUGCAGGUACUACAUCUCACCUCAACUAUUUCUCUUAUAUCUACAGGUACAUCUCACCUCAAGUGUCUCUCUCACAUCUGCUUGUACAUCUCAUCUAAACAAUUUAUCUCAUAUCCACAGGUACAUCACACCUCAACAAUGUAUAUAAUAUGUACAAGUAAAGCUCACCUCAAUUAUAUCUCUCAUAUCUGCAGGUACAUAUCAACUCACAUUUUUCCUCACCUUCACAGAUACAGAUAAGUUUACCUAUUCUUCUUAUCUUUACCAGUACAUCUAUUUAACCUAUUUAUACCCCAUCUUCACAGGUGCAGCUAAGCUCACCCAUUUCUCUCACACCUACAGGUACAUCUAAGUUCACACAUUUCUCUCACAUCUACAGGUACAUGUAAGCUCACCCAUUCUAUCACAUCUACAGGUACAUCUAAGCUCACCCAUUUCUCUCACAUCUACAGGUACAUCUAAGCUCACAUAUUUCUCUCAAAUCUACAGGUGCGUCUUAGCUCACCUAUUUCUCUCACAUCUACAGGUACAUCUAAGCUCACGCAUUUCUCUCACAUCUACAGGUACAUCUAAGCUCACCCAUUUCUCUCACAUCUACAGGUACAUCUAAGCUCACCCAUUUCUCUCACAUCUACAGGUACAUCUAAGCUCACUUAUUUCUCUCAAAUCUACAGGUACAUCUAAGCUCACCUAUUUCUCUCACAUCUACAGGUACAUCUAAGCUCACCCAUUUCUCUCAAAUCUACAGGUACAUCUAAGCUCACAUAUUUCUCUCACAUCUACAGGUACAUCUAAGCUCACCCAUUUCUUUCACAUCUACAGGUACAUCUAAGCUCACAUAUUUCUCUUACAUCUACAGGUACAUCUAAGGUCACCUAUUUCUCUCAUAUCUACAGGCACAUCUAAGCUCACCCAUUUCUUUCACAUCCACAGGUACAUCUAAGCUCACCCAUUUCUCUCACAUCCCCAGUUACAUCUAAGCUCACAUAUUUCUCUCAUAUCCACAGUUACAUUUAAGCUCACCCAUUUCUCUCAUAUCAAAAGGUACAUCUAAGCUCACCUAUUUCUAUCACAUCCACAGGUACAUCUAAGCUCACCCAUUUCUCUCACAUCUACAGGUAUAUCUAAGCUCGCCCAUUUCUCUCACAUCCACAGGUACAUCUAAGCUCUCUAAGCUCACAUAUUUCUCUUACAUCUACAGGUACAUCUAAGGUCACCUAUUUCUCUCACAUCUACAGGUACAUCUAAGCUCACCCAUUUCUCUCACAUCUACAGGUACAUCUAAGCUCACGCAUUUCUCUCACAUCCACAGUUACAUCUAAGCUCACAUAUUUCUGUCAUAUCCACAGUUACAUCUAAGCUCACCCAUUUCUCUCAAAUCAAAAGGUACAUCUAAGCUCACCUAUUUCUCUCACAUCCACAGGUACAUCUAAGCUCACCUACUUUUCUCACAUCUACAGGUACAUCUAAGCUCACCCAUUUCUCUCACAUCUACAGGUACAUCUAAGCUCACCCAUUUCUCUCACAUCCACAGGUACAUCUAAGCUCACCUAUUUCUCUCACAUCCACAGGUACAUCUAAGCUCACUCAUUUCUCUCACAUCCACAGGUACAUCUAAGCUCACCCAUUUCUCUCACAUCUACAGGUACAUCUAAGCUCACCUAUUUCUCUCACAUCCACAGGUACUUCACAACUUCCGUGAGCCGCGCGACACCGUCCUGCUGUUCCGUAUGCACCUGUGUAUGACUGACGGCAUCUCUAUUGUUCAUAUACUGGAAAAUGCAUUAGUAGAUACACAAAAGGUAAAAGUAAUUUUAGGGAAUUUGACCAUUUUUUGUUGUAAUUCCUUCUUGAAGUUUUUCUUUUUUGUUAAAAAAAACCUCAUUAGUUAUAUUUUGCCCUCAGAACUAUGAAAUACUACAUUUACGUAAUAUUAUUCGUAAAUAAUUUAUGUAAAAAAUAUUUUUGAUUGAAUGAUUCAUAUUUUUGCAUUUCCUGCUUUUAAUACAAAGAGCUAACAAAAGAUUCGCAACAAACCCGAAAUAGCCUUUUGUGUUAUUAAAUUUUUAGAAAAAAAAAUAUUGUUGUUGUUAAAUCCUUUGUAUCCUAUCGUCUGUUUCCCCUAAAGACGUCUGGUCGUAAGUCAACGUUCAGCUCAGAUGCGGCCAAUACGUCACCGUUCAAGGUGCUGUUCUCUGGUCCAGUCACCUUCCUGUCACGUUACUUGUUUGGCGGUCAGGACUUCAACCUGCUUCAUGGUCACCACGUCCACCCAUCUGGGGAGAUGGUCGUCGCUUGGUCUGAGCCAUUCAGGUAAGCCAAUGUCAACAAAGAAAACUGGGGGGGGGGGGGGGGGGGGGUUUUUUUUUAUUAUGCAUGGCGGUGAUUAAAGAUUUCCUUUGAGGGGUGGGGAAGGUGGUAUUUCAAAAUUUCAUAACUUCUAUGUGGAGAUUUGUCAAAAUACAUUCCACUCAAUGGCUUUAAAGGAUUUUGUUUUAAUGUGAGGGAAAGUUCAGAAAUCGGGGACUUUUUCUUAUUCAAAAUUUAGAUUAUGAGGGAGAAUGGAGAGAGGGUUGGGAGGGGGGGGGGAAUAUCUCUUAUAUCUAUUUUGCUUCUGGUUCAUCCUGCUUUCUUUUCACAACCACCUUCCCUACUACACAUGUUUUAUACUAAUCCUAGUGAGUGAAAAAAAGGAUGUCACGCAGAAAGCUUUCAUGCUUGACGUUUUGAACUGCGGUAAAGAUGUAUUCUUUUUUAAUUUAAGGGAAGGCAACUAUUAUAUUAAUCAAUAAAGAGCCAUGGGUAUGGUAUAGGACUGUCUGUAGGACUGUCUGUGGGACUGUCUGUAGGACUGUCUGUGGGACUGUCUGUAUGACUUCUGUGGGACUGUCUGUAGGACUGUCUGUGGGACUGUCUGUGGGACUGUCUGUGGGACUGUCUGUAUGACUGUCUGUGGGACUGUCUGUAUGACUUCUGUGGGACUGUCUGUGGGACUGUCUGUAUGACUGUCUGUGGGACUGUCUGUAUGACUUCUGUGGGGCUGUCUGUAGGACUGUCUGUGGGACUGUCUGUGGGACUUUCUGUGGGACUGUCUGGAUGACUGUCUGUGGGACUGUCUGUAUGACUUCUGUGGGACUGUCUGUGGGACUGUCUGUGGGACUGUCUGUAUGACUUCUGUGGGACUGUCUGUGGGACUGUCUGUAGGACUGUCUGUGGGACUGUCUGUGGGACUGUCUGUGGGACUGUCUGUAUGACUGUCUGUGGGACUGUCUGUAGGACUGUCUGUGGGACUGUCUAUAGGACACUGUGUAAAAAAAUGUACCUGGUAAAGCACUAGUAACACAAUAACUUACCUAAUGCGUUGUUUUUUAACAGCCUCAGUGCCGCCAUGCGAGUCAAGCAGGUGGCAAGAUGCUCUUUAAGUGAACUCCUGCUGUCCAUCACUGCGGGCAACAUUCGAACCUACCUCCAGGUCAGUGGGAUCACGCAUCCCUUCAACAUCAGGUGCGCUCUACCUGUCGACUUCCAAUCCAUGGAUGGCGGGGCGAUGGAUAUGGAGAACAAGUUAGUAAUAAAUUGAAUAAUUAUUUUUGCUAGGAUUGUUUUGUUGUCAACACUGUUUUAUUUAAAAUCUAAUUCUUCUUCUUUAUCUUCUUUAUUUUAAGGGCCCACGAUCAAUGAAUUGAUCAUUCUGGCUCCUAUGUUUCAGAGAGGUUUGCGAUGUUACUGUCCAUGGGUUUCAAUGGGAUACUUCACUGGUUGCAAGGGCGACUCAGCAGUGGUGUUAUGAACUGGGGGUUGGAAUACAGGAGGCAAUAGACACAAAUGUAUCGAGUGUAGCCGCCUCAACUGUUGCUUUUGGAAGCUUGUUCCAGUCCCCUAUUGUCUUCGGCAGGAAUGAGGAGCUUCUGUACUUCGUUCUUGUUUUUACCAGCCGGAACUGUUUGUCGUGACUUCGUCGCAGUCUGGGGGGAAGAUUAACGAGUUUCUGUUUGAUUCCGGAGCAGUGCACCAGUCCAUUUGUUAUCUUGUACAACAUGGUGAGCCUGGAUAGUCGUCGUCGUUCUUCCAAUGUCGACCAGCCCAGUGUUUCCAGCAUGCUGCCAACACUCGAGGUGCUUCUGUAGCGGUUCAUGACAAAGCGUGCUGCCCGUCGCUGGACCGCCUCCAACCUGUCUAUGCUUUUCUGGGUAAAUGGGUCCCAGACUGUAGAAGCGUACUCUAAAAUAGGUCGGACAAAGGCUUUAUAGGCUUUUUCUUUCACGCUUGAGUUGCCGAUCUUCAGAUUGCGCCUUAGGAACCCCAGGGUCUUGUUUGCCCGGUUGCACACACUGUUAAUGUGCUCGUCCCAGCGGACCUCUCUUUGGAUGGUAACACCCAAGUACUUAACGGAGGAAACUGGCUCAAGAAUAUGGCCAUGCAGUUCGUAAGAGUGGUUUAGAGGGAACCUGCUUCUGGAGACUGACAGGGUUUGGCACUUGACGGGAUGAAAUUCCAUGUCCCAGCUUAUCUCCCACUCAGCUAACCGAUUGAGGUCUUGUUGAAGCUGGCUCUGGUCAGAGCUGUUGACCAUUGUCCUAUAUACCGCCGUGUCGUCUGCGAACAGUCUUGCUUGAGAGGUCAGCUUCUCGGGCAGAUCGUUGAUAUAUGCUAGGAACAAACAAGGGCCUAGCACUGAGCCCUGGGGGACCCCUGACUUAACACUGACAAAGGAGGAGGUUUUGCCAUCUACCACUACUGUUUAACUACUUACUACACUACUUUUCAAAACCUUUCUUUACUUUGUUUAAUACUUCAGUCGAAAGUUCUUAAAUUAAACCGGGUUCCAGAUGACAUUUUAAAUCCAAUGUUAUGACGAUUUUGAACGUAUCUGGAAAUUUGUUUGAAAGAAAUUUUGUGGACAGAAAUUGGUAGACAGAAAUUUGAUCGAACGGAAAUUUGGUUGAAUCUUUUUUUUCUUCAGUUCACACGUUUAAAAUUUGGCUGCGACUAUUCGCAUAUGGGUGACCGGGUGCGAAUGGCGGCGCUGCGUGUCCGGGUCCGUUUAGACUAAAUGCUAUUCGGAUGUCAUUUGUGGUAGUUAAUUUUGUUAAACUGAAGAAUUAGGUUUACAAACAUAUAGUCCAUUUAAUUAUCUUUCAUUUGAUACCUCAUUUUUUUUCUUACAAACCCAACAAUAAUAUUUUAAAUAGUUUUUUAAUCCCAACCUCUCACAUCUGGUACCAGGGUGCGAAUAGCAACUUCGUUAAAAUUUUGCGUCAAAUUUCUUUUUGAGCGUAUUAUUUUGUUUUACUAUAUAGCAUAGUGCGUUGGACUGAAAAGAAAAAAAAAAGAUUCGACCAAAUUUCCGUAAAACUUCAGACGAUAAAUUUUCCGUCGACAAAAUUUCUUUCAAACAAAUUUCCGGUAACCAAUUUUGACACCUCUUUGUGCAGUCGGGGAAAAUUAGUUAUUACCCUUUGUUUAACCAUCGAUAUACUCGCCUGUAGCCUUCAGAUUAAACUGCUGUGGCGUAUUUAGGGUUUUUGCCUGUUUGGGUGGACCAAUCACGAAAAAGUCACCCAUCAGCAUAUCGAAAUAUAAGUGCCCUGCCACUCCAGUGCUUACCUGCAUACUCACCUCCAACCCACGCUUUACCUCACUCCACACCCUACCCACACUUUAUAUUCUGUCUCCACUCUCUACACAAACUCCACACUUUUCUCCCAUCCCACAUUCUGAUCAAACCCCACACCCUACACAAACCUCCAACUUUACCCCUACACGUUGCCCCACUCCGCCACCUAUAAACACCUGACCCUCGACCCCUAUCCGACACUCUUCAAAACCCACACUUUGCCCCCACACGUUCUCCCCUCCAGUGCUCUACCCAAAUACUUUGCCCCCACCCCACUCUCUUCCCAACCUACCACCUUUCCACCCACCCUCUUCAGCCACCUCACACUUUUCUCCCACACUUUUCCCCCAUCCCACACUAACCAAACACCCACACUUUGCCUGCACUCCACACUCUAUCCCUACUCACAUGUUAAUAUAAUAGUCGCCUCCCCCCCCAAAAAAUUAACUAAUUACCCGAGUUGAGUUGAACCGUCACGAGUUGAGUUGAACCGUCACGAGUUGAGUUGAACCAUCACGAGUUGAGUUGAACCGUCACGAGUUGAGUUGAACCGUCACGCAAGACGCAGGCUACCCGACAGCCCUUUUUUUUACUCAGUACUAUUGAUUCAAAACAUGUGGAGUUGGGGGGAGGGUGAGUUUGAAAAGAGGCAGGACACGCCAGAAGGUAAAUAUACGUUAGAGAAAUAUGUUCAAUGACAUUCUUUGUCUAACACUUGUCAGAUUUUCUAUGGUGAUCGUCCAGCUGCCCACCAAUACAGAGGGGACGAUACCGCGGCUGUGGGAGACCAAGUACAAGAUGGGCAAGUUCAAGUCGUCUGCUGAAGCAGCCAUUGUCAAUGGGACAAGAUGGCUGUCUUAUUGUUUACUUCCGAUUUCCUUCUUCCAGGAGCUGUGGCGCGAGGUCAGUUUCUGUUGUGGGGACCACUAAACUUGGUAAUGCUUUAAAAUGAUUCUGUUGUUUUCGUUUCUGUGUGUACCACUAUUCCUGUGUGUACCCCUAUUCCUAUGUGUACUAUUCAUGUGUGUACCCCUAUUCCUGUGUGUACUAUUCCUGUGUGUACCACUAUUCCUGUGUGUACCCCUAUUCCUAUGUGUACUAUUCAUGUGUGUACCCCUAUUCCUGUGUGUACUAUUCCUGUGUGUACCACUAUUCCUGUGUGUACCCCUAUUACUAUGUGUACUAUUCAUGUGUGUACCCCUAUUCCUGUGUGUACUAUUCCUGUGUGUACCACUAUUCCUGUGUGUACCCCUAUUCCUAUGUGUACUAUUCAUGUGUGUACCCCUAUUCCUGUGUGUACCCCAAUUCCUGUGUGUACUAUUCCUGUGUGUACCCCUAUUCCUGCGUGUACUAUUCCUGUGUGUACUAUUCCUGUGUGUACCUCUAUUCCUGUGUGUACCCCUAUUCCUGUGUGUACUCCUAUUCCUGUGUGUACCACUAUUCCUGUGUGUACCCCUAUUCCUGUGUGUACCCCUAUUCCUGUGUGUACCCCUAUUCCUGUGUGUACCCCUAUUCCUAUGUGUACUAUUCAUGUGUGUACCCCUAUUCCUGUGUGUACUAUUCCUGUGUGUACCACUAUUCCUGUGUGUACCCCUAUUCCUGUGUGUACCCCUAUUCCUGUGUGUACUAUUCCUGUGUGUACCACUAUUCCUGUGUGUACCACUAUUCCUGUGUGUACCACUAUUCCUGUGUGUACCACUAUUCCUGUGUGUACUAUUCCUGUGUGUACCAAUAUUCCUGUGUGUACCGAUAUUUCUGCCAUCAUUAAAAUAGGUUUAGACUUGUCAAGUCCACGCAAUUAAUAAAUUAACAUUCCUUACAAAAUGAUCUUAUGUUCACACGGACCAAGAGGUGUGACAACUGGUUAGGCAUGGCACGGGGUAUGACAAGUGGGUAGGCAGGACCAUUGCAAGGGGUAUGCACUCAGAGACCCAGACUGGGCAAUGGUGAAAAGUGAGUCAUCAACACUUACAAAACGAACCACUGCAAGGAAUGAACCACAAGGAACCACUGCAGGGAACGAGCACUUAAACCGGUUAAAACGAAUCAGUGAUCCUAGCUGCCUGCACUGCAUCCUAUCCCCAGACACACUGGAACAAAACGAUGACCCCCCAAGGUUAAAUUUGGGAGGAGGUGGGGAAAAAAGGAGGUGGGGGCGGUGAGUGAUAGGAAGUUCUAGGUUGCAUAGCCCAACAGAUAGAGUUUUUAUAGUCAAAGUAUUGCCGGGACAGAUAGAGUUUUUAUAGUCAAAGUAUUGCCGGGACAGAUAGAGUUUUUAUAGUCAAAGUAUUGCCGGGACAGAUAGAGUUUUUAUAGUCAAAGUAUUACCGGGACAGAUAGAGUUUUUAUAGUCAAAGUAUUACCGGGACAGAUAGAGUUUUUAUAGUCAAAGUAUUACCGGGACAGAUAGAGUUUUUAUAGUCAAAGUAUUACCAGGACUGAUAGAGUUUUUAUAGUCAAAGUAUUAUGGACAGAUAGAGUUUUUAUAGUCAAAGUAUUACCGGGACAGAUAGAGUUUUUAUGGUCAAAGUAUUACCGGGACAGAUAGAGUUUUUAUAGUCAAAGUAUUACCGGGACAGAUAGAGUUUUUAAUAGUCAAAGUAUUGCCGGGCUCAAAUGUUGGUGGUUAAAAGCUGCUUACCCAGGUAUAGGAUAGAUGUGGAACUAGCGGUGAUAGCUAUGGUAAGAACAUCUAAGUCCUAGUGGAAUUAGCAGUGAUAGCAGCUAUGGUAAGAACAUCUAAGACCUAGUGGAACUAGCAGUGAUAGCAGCUAUGGUAAGAACAUCUAAGACCUAGUGGAACUAGCAGUGAUAGCAGCUAUGGUAAGAACAUCUAAGACCUAGUGGAACUAGCAGUGAUAGCAGCUAUGGUAAGAACAUCUAAGACCUAGUGGAACUAGCAGUGAUAGCAGCUAUGGUAAGAACAUCUAAGACCUAGUGGAACUAGCAGUGAUAGCUAUGGUAAGAACAUCUAAGACCUAGUGGAACUAGCAGUGAUAGCUAUGGUAAGAACAUCUAAGACCUAGUGGAACUAGCAGUGAUAGCUAUGGUAAGAACAUCUAAGACCUAGUGGAACUAACAGUGAUAGCAGCUAUGGUAAGAACAUCUAAGACCUAGUCCUCCCUGAACUGCAUUUCAAGGCACAACCCUGGACACUCUUCCAUACGGCAUCAUUGGAACAAAACUCUUGACAUUGGUCCAUCAAAUUAUCUUUGAAGCAAAAACCUAGACACUACCAUAAAGGUGGCAUUUGGGUAAAACUCUGGAUAAUCUUCUGUCAAGACAUCAAUGGGUCGAAGAAAUAAACACUCCCCAUCAAGACAUCAAUGUGACAAACAAUUAAACACUCUCUCAUCAAGACAUCAAUAUUAAAAAGAAGUAAACACAACCCCAUCAAGACAUCAUUGUGACAAAAAAGUAAACACAACCCCAUCAAGACAUCAUUGUGACAAAGAAGUAAACACAACCCCAUCAAGACAUCAUUGUGACAGAGAAGUAAACACAACCCCAUCAAGACAUCAUUGUAACAAAGAAGUAAACACAACCCCAUCAAGACAUCAUUGUAACAAAGAAGUAAACACAACCCCAUCAAGACAUCAUUGUGACAGAGAAGUAAACACAACCCCAUCAAGACAUCAUUGUAACAAAGAAGUAAACACAACCCCAUCAAGACAUCAUUGUGACAAAGAAGUAAACACUCCCCAAUCAAGACAUCAAUGUUACAAAGAAGUAAACACAACCCCAUCAAGACAUCAUUGUGACAGAGAAGUAAACACAACCCCAUCAAGACAUCAUUGUGACAGAGAAGUAAACACAACCCCAUCAAGACAUCAUUGUGACAAAGAAGUAAACACUCUCCCAACAAGGCAUCAUUGGGGUAAAACUGAAUUCUCAGUUUGUGGUUGGGGGGGGGGGGGGGUGUGGAGAUUGGCCCUGAAAAUAUCAAAAGGAAUGAUGUCAAAUUUAAUAACAAAAACCCUUAUUGUACAGAUUAUGUUUAGUUUAUGAAUUAUUAUGUAAAAUCAAAGAAGUAAAAACUCUGCCAACAAGGCAUCAUUGGGGUAAAACUGAAUUCUCAGUUUGUGGUUGGGGGGGGGGGGGUGUGUGGAGAUUGGCCCUGAAAAUAUCAAAAGGAAUGAUGUCAAAUUUAAUAACAAAGACCCUUAUUGUACAGAUUAUGUUUAGUUUAUGAAUUAUAGUGUAAAAUAAUUAUAAACCCUUACAAAACAAUGCAACAACAACUGAAAAUCUGUGUAAAUUAAAUUAAUUGUUAAAUGUUAAUAUCAGGUGCCUUGUGAUAUUAAUUUUAGCAAUUUUAUUUAACUAUUUGUAUAUUAUAGAUUUCACUUAGCCAUUUAAAAAAAAAAAAAAUUUUUUAAUCCAUUCGCAAUUGAACUAAUUGUCUAAUUGAACCACUAGGGCAUCUCUAGACAUCAUUAAUCCUUAACAUAGCACUAUUUUUUGUAGUGUUGUGUUCUAAUCUUUUUCAAUUAAUUCAAUUAUUUCAUUUAUUUCAAUAACAUUACUUUUUGUUAUUGAAUUAUUAACUUAAAUAAAUAAAUGCCUUUUAGAAUAAAUUUUAGGGGGAGGAGGGUGUAAAAGGGAGCACUAUAUUAUUGGCUGCUUGUCACAUCCUCUUUGAUAAGCCACUUUGAAUAUUUUAACUGAUUAAUUAAACAUAUUUACUGAACCAAGCUGACUGACUUCUCUGUCAGUGUUCCAUCUUUUGCAUUGACAAGUCACGUCUGUAAGCAAUCAUUAUUCUUAUUUGUCUAACGUCUGCUGACCCAGCUUGUAGGAAUGUGAAUGGUGAUAUUUAGCCCCAAACGAUUGACAUGUCAUAGAUGGGAAGCCAUGAAAGUAUAUAGGCAAAGCUGGGCAGUCGUCAGGGGACAUAUAUAUUGUGAUAUAUAUAUGUAUAUAUAUAUAUAUUAGAUAGAAUUACAGACUUAUUAAAUUAUACAUUUUCUGCUUGAACAUCGUUUUAAAAUUUAAAUAUGUUUGUUUCUUUUCUGUUUGUGCUAUUUGUUGAAAAAACUAGCCUAUAUAACUAAAUUUUAGUUUUAGAAAAAUGUCAUCAAAGCUCCGCAGGGAUCAUCAAAUAAAAAAAUUGUCGAAUUACAAAAUCGCUGAUCAGCAAAAUACUAAGUGGUCACCUGGUUGUAACACACAAAAAAUAGAAUUUUAUAAAAAUUUCCGCACAUUCUUUCUAUAGGCUACUGUAAUAGGAUCACAUCCAGAGUCAAGUUACCAAAAGGAUGACUACUACAUGUUAAUUAUAUAUAUGCCUCAGUCUUAUAUAUGUUUUUCUUUUUAAAAUCGUAUAAUUUUUUUCACUCUAGAUUUACAGCCGGUGUACCCUAAUGGUGGCAAACAUAGCAGGACCAACAAACAUACUCAAGCUUGACUCCCGAGAGGUCAAGUGCAUGAUGUACUGGGUUCCACCCCUGCAUAAAGUUCCACUCACUGUGUCUUUCAUCACCUAUGCUGACCAGAUCAGAAUGGCUGUCAUAUCGGACCGGUCGGUAAUACCCAACCCUGAUCUGCUGACCAGAGAUUUCAACUUUAAGGUAACAAGUUUCUUAGUUGUGUGCACAGAAAGUGUUUCUGUUCCCCAACCAACCUGCAAAAUUUUUAUUCUACAACAAAAAGUUUGAAAUAAAUAACACAAGAAUAUAUGUUGUUCUUAUAUGUAAAUCAAAUAUCAAACCCAUCCAGAUUCAAAUAAAUAAAUACUUUUUUAAAGCAAAAUGAUCCAUAAAAGUCAUGGUAUCUGAAAUUGCAUGUGCAUCGACCAUUUAUUACAUGUUGCCACAGUUUAUUUAUCAUAAUGAUAUUUUUAAAUGGUUUAUAAAUUAUAGAAAACUAAGCAGACAUUUAAUGACAGCUGGAAGUUUUUUCAUGAAUAUUUGUUUCCUACUUAACCUAAUAACUGAAAUAAUUAAAAAUUUGCUUGUUUAUUAUGUUAACUAUUGGCACAUAGCUAAUAAGGAAAUUUAUUUUUGAUAAAAAUAAUAUCUUGAUUUUAAAAAUCUUUUUUUUUCAUUUUCAUGUUUAAAAAAAAGUUGGAGAAUCUUUCAAAGCUUCUUGCCCACCGAAGAAUACCAGGUGAAAACUCAGCAGCCAACAGACAUGAAAAUAUUCAUCUGCUUUCUAGCUUUACACUAGACGACCUAACAGCUGAACAGGUAUGAUGGUGUUACAAUCUAAAUUCUGCUCAAUCAAUCCAGUUGUGAUGACUGAUAUGGAAAAAAAGAUUUUAAAAAGACACAAUCUGCUUUUUUUUUCAAUUUAUGAUUUUUCAGAUAAGCUUAAAAAUCCCUAUAGUGUUUAUCAUUAGAUUUGUUGCAUCUGUUUCUGUGAACUACCUCUCGUCGGGAGCUGCAGAUUUUAGAUUAGGGACUAAAGAAUUUGGUUUAAUGUCUUUCUUUUAGUGCUAUAUUCAGUUAUAAUCAACUAUCAAGAAAUUAAGACACAUUUCCUUGGAAACAUCUCUGGGAGAGGAGCUUCAAAGUUAGAGUUUUAUUUUAUUAUUUAAUUUAAUAAUAGAUAAUACAAAUUGAUCACAGACUUUUCAGUGUCAUGUAAAAUAAAUUAUUCAAUAUUUCUUUAGAUCCAACUUGAGAUGUCUUUAGUCCAACAAGAGUUACAUGAGAUGAAACUACAGCUAGAGUCGGGCCCCAGUAAUCACAUCAGUCGUAAUGACACUGAGCUCAUGAGCAGAAUUGAGGCACUCAAGGAGAGAUCUAGAGAGUUGAUGAUGUACUUAAGGAAAAGAAAGGCGGAUGAAAGUGAGGGAGGGGUUAUUUUCUCAGAGGAGGUAAGGUCCAAAUAAGUUUCAGCAUGGUAAUCAACGUGUUAAAUAGUUUAUAAAUAAUAAUUUUAAUAACAGAAUUUAAUUUUUUUUAUUGCAUUUUCUGUGCUUUCGAACAAUAUAAAAUUGUAUUCUGUGUUUAUGAAAGCAAUCUAAAAAAAAGUUUAAAUGUGUAAAAAGUUUUGAUUUUUUUUAUAAAUGAAAAAUUAAAAACUUCUAUAGUACUAUUACCCAUGUCUAAUAAGGGCUAAUUAUUUGGUUACUCCUGACAAUUUUUAAUAUUUUCCUUAAUUGCUUCAUUAAUCUCUUCAUUAAUCCCUCCAUUAAUUACUUCGUAGGAUGACUUAGAGUCCGAAGCAGGAGGACAGGAGAGACACCAAAAACCAUUCCGACGUCGUACGUUGUCAAUGUCUAGUAAAAUGUCCACUGCGUCAGUCUCGUCAACUCACAGGCCCUUAUCCACUGCUUCUACUUCCAACCUUCCAUCCCCGGUGCACACAACUUUACCCUCAUGGCCU